This is a messenger RNA of Drepanopeziza brunnea f. sp. 'multigermtubi' MB_m1, 348 nucleotides long. RefSeq lists its product as uncharacterized. NCBI's taxonomy places the organism in Eukaryota, Fungi, Ascomycota, Leotiomycetes, Helotiales, Drepanopezizaceae. The record is from RefSeq and is a predicted model, not a curated record.
AUGGUCUCCGACCUUCUUGAUCUGAUUCGAGAUAUGUAUGAUGAAAGAGUCCCAACAGACGAUGAAAAGACCAUGAGGGAACUUGCAAAUUCCACAAAGCUCAGCAGGAUCACAAUCCCAGCAGAACGGGCAGUCGGUUCAUCCGGUACGGUCAUUGGGGGGGACAUCAUCAGUAGGUCACUCGAUAUCGCCAUGUCUGAAGCCGAUAAGCAAGGCUCGGAUAUACCAAUCUUGGAUCAUGAUGUUGCAUCAUUCGAUGGUCUUACAACUCACGAUGUCAAGGAGGCCAUAUUCGAUAUCAUCACCUGCCGGUUCACCCUUUUACUGGUUGAGAUUAGAGAGCCCUGA